Messenger RNA from Phoenix dactylifera (date palm), 1890 nucleotides. Its product is annotated as U1 snRNP-associated protein usp106-like. Gene Ontology annotation, molecular function: mRNA binding. Gene Ontology annotation, cellular component: U1 snRNP. Gene Ontology annotation, biological process: mRNA splice site recognition. Lineage: Eukaryota; Viridiplantae; Streptophyta; Magnoliopsida; Arecales; Arecaceae. The record is from RefSeq and is a predicted model, not a curated record.
AUCGGGUGUCCUUCCUCGUUUGCCUCUCGGAUCGGUCUCUCUGUUACUCUUCUCCCCUCUUUCUACUGAGCGACUGUCGGAAAAACCCUAACCCUAACGGUAAACCUAACCCCAGCCAUGGACGCGAUCAGGAAGCAGCUCGACGUCCUCAUGGGGGCUAACCGGAACGGCGACGUCAUGGAGGUGAAACGCAAGUACUACGACCGCGACGUCUGCCGUCUCUUCAUGGCUGGCCUUUGCCCCCACGACCUCUUCCAGCUCACGAAAAUGGAUAUGGGUCCUUGUCCGAAGGUGCAUUCUUUACAGCUGAGGAAAGAGUAUGAAGAAGCCAAAGCAAAGGGCAUUCAUGAUUUUGAUAGAGAACUGGAGGAUAUGAUAGAAAGGCUAAUUGUUGAAUGUGAAAGGAAAAUCCAGAGAGCCCUUAAGCGUCUAGAGGAAGAGGAUGCCAAAGCUGCUAUUGCAAUAUCCGUAUCAGAAGUUACCCAGACACCUGAGGCCAUGGAGUUGUCAAAGCAAAUCAAGGAGAAAUUGAAAGAAGCUGAUGCUUUUGAUUUGGAAGGAAAAACUGACAGUAAAAUUCGGACCAUGGAGGAGGUUGAAGAGCUUAGAACAAAAAGAGCUGAUAAGCAGUCGAUGCUUCUUCUUGAUGCCUUCAACAAAGACAGGGCUUCCUUGCCACAACCACUUCAGAAUACCUCUCAAUUAUCAUCAAUGCCAGUACCUAUUCCUCCAGAUCCCCGAACACAAGAAAUGAUCAAUGAAAAACUUAGAAAGGCAGAAGAGCUUGGUGAGAAGGGAAUGGUAGACGAAGCUCAGAAAGCUUUGGAAGAGGCAGAAGCUCUGAAAAAGUUGGGUGCACGCCAGGAGCCAGUCUUAGAUUCUUCAAAGUAUACUGCUGCAGAUGUGCGAAUUACUGAUCAGAAGUUACGUGUAUGUGACAUAUGUGGAGCAUUCUUGAGUGUCUAUGACAGUGAUCGUCGUUUGGCUGAUCAUUUUGGAGGAAAGCUUCACUUGGGCUAUAUGCAAAUUCGUGAGAAGUUAGGAGAACUGCAGGAAGAGAGAAAUAAGAGGCGAAAGUUGGAGCGAUCUGAAUAUGAUAGAAGGUCAAGAGAACAAAGUCAGGACCGUGAUAGAGCAGCAAGUAGGGAUCGGGACAGAGAUAGAGAGGACCGAGGUGAUAGUCGUGACAAGGGGAGGGAUUAUGAUCGUAGGAGCAGAGACUAUGAUCGUCAUUAUGAUAGAGAUCGAGGAUAUGAUCGUGACCGAGAGAGAGAAUCGGAUCGGUCUCGCAGUUAUGAUUCAAGGAGCCGCCGAAGGUCACGUUCUCAUUCAAUGGAACGCCCUAGAGAUUAUGAUCGGCACAGGCGUCAUGAUCGAUACAAUCGAUACUGAACUUUUAUUUCAGGAUGGGAGGGAGAUAUGGAGUGUUGAGGUCUGAAUGCGUAUGCUAUGGCUGGUGUCACGGUGUGGUUUCGUGCCUGUAGAUUCAGUUCAGUUGAAUACAAAGUCCUUUUAUCUGGAUUUCCCUGGCGGGUGAUUCCAGCACUUGUGAAGGAAUUUAUAAGCCUACUUAGUAGUUGCCUGUUUAAUAGCAUGAAAACCUUCUUAGGUCGUUUAACUGCUUUUGAAAGUACUCUUUUGUGAAACGUAAAAGAUUGGUGCCACUCUGUUGGAAAAAAAUUGCAUUGACUAGUAGUUUGUGUUUUGGUUGCUUUCCUUUGUGUUUGUUUCUGUUUCUGUAAAUCUCUCUCUUCGUGAAAUGUAUUUGCGUCACUGCUAGGCACAUGUAAAUGACUAGCAGAAUUUGGAUACCUUGUCUCCUUGAACAAUGCAGAGGCGAGGAAUUUGUAAGAAAAUUUAUAUAACUAGAGACCAGGCAUUUCAAUUGCA